UGUUUGACUUCUGGGAUGUGCACGGGCCUACAGUGUGUGUGUGUGUGUGUAGGGAUGGUGCUGUCGGUGAUUGUGGUCUGUCUGCUGACCGUCUUCUACGAGGUGCUCAAAGUGUGGAGGGUGUGGCUGGGGAGCAACUCUAAGCUGGCCCAGUCUCAGUCUCCGUACGCCGCGCCCCCCUCCAUCCCCAGCGACAGCAUCUCCGCCCUGGAGAGCAGCCCCUCCGAGUCCUCGCUGACCCCCAUGCAGACACCCCCUCCCACUCCGAACAUCAGACACAGCUGGUUGCUGCACUGUAUCCAGACAGUCCUCCACAUGCUGCAGGUGUCUCUGGGCUACAUGCUGAUGCUGUGCGUCAUGUCCUACAACACCUGGAUCUUCCUCGGGGUCAUCGUGGGCUCUGGUCUCGGUUAUUUCCUCUCAUUUCCUCUCCUGGGUAAGAUCUGAUGGUAUGGACACUUCAGGCAGAGGAUGGAUUCCCUCCCCCUGACUUCAGAGGAUCUCCUGAUACUAAAUGGGGAAACUACUUGAUUGACUAAUUUCAGCGUGUUGUUCCGUUGCUCUGGGCAAAGCUAGUAUUUAUGAAAAUUUGAAACACUUGGGGGGGGCACUAAAGGGGAAUUCCUUGUAUGCUGAAGAAUGAGCUGCACAAUACUAACGCACACUACUGUCGCAAGAAACUUAGCGGGGACAUUUUCAUGCAUAAAGUCAUUCUGAAUGUGGCCUUGGGAUUCAGUUUUUUGUUUUUUUUUAACUAACUGGACAUACUCGGUUCUAAUGUUUGUCUUUGACCAUUGGGACAAUGUGUAUUAAUAUGGAUUUGGUUCUUCUGUGUUAAAGAGGACAUAAUGUUCUGUUUCUGAGGCACAGUCUUGCUUAUCUUCUCAAACAGCAGACAUCUAAGUGAGUGAUGGAUGGGGAAAAUGAAGUCUCCUGGGAGGGAGUGCUGCUUGCUUAAUCUCUUCUUUCUUUGUUUAUUUAUCCUAAAAUGCAUUGGAAGCUAACACCGCAGAGGUACAACACUCAGCGACAGAAAGGCACACGUAUCUUGUGGCAUAUUACGGUUGUUUCUGUCAUUUUUUGUGUUCCUAGUCAACCUUGACAGACAUUUUGUUUUUUUCUAACUAAUACACCGUUCCCUGUAUUAUACUAAACAAUUUAAGGUGUUGUGACACUACAGGUGAUCAAAAUGUUUGAGAUUUCUAAUCCCGUUAAUAAAGGGCUCUGGCUUAGUUGAUAAGACACUGUUAAUGUACAGUACUUUUAAAGUGGAACUCAUCCUGAAGACGUGUGUUUUUGACUGCUUAGUAGUAUUGAAAACCGAUUUUGCUUAGGUUUGUUUUGAGGUGAAAUCUAAAAUCGGACUCCCCUUGGAGCUAAGACUUACAGUCAGAUGUCAUGAGACAGAGUUCAGAUUCAGGAACUGAAUCAUUUGAUUGUAGCUUGUUAACUUCUCUAAUCUCGGCUCACUAGCAGAUCAGUCAUCGUCACACGUGUACCGGGGGACCGUGACACCCGGUCAUGUGGUUCUGUGGCAAUCAUUGACUAACGAUAAACCUGCAGAGAAAAGAGCCUUGCAACUGACAUUUCAGAUGCUUUCUGUUGUAUUUCAACAAGUAUGCUCUUUCCUUUUGAUAUGGAGUAUUUUUACUAGUUUUACGACGGAUUCAUAUAGAAACACGUUGACAUAUGUCUGACGACUUGAGAUUGUUAACUCUUAAAUAUCAAUCAUUUUCUUUGUGAUGGUUUCCUGUCACAAGAAUUUAGUCGACGAAAAUAAAGAAUAAAGUUGA
This is a messenger RNA of Etheostoma spectabile (orangethroat darter), 1793 nucleotides long. It is a transcript of the gene slc31a2, whose product is annotated as solute carrier family 31 member 2. Gene Ontology annotation, biological process: copper ion transmembrane transport. Gene Ontology annotation, molecular function: copper ion transmembrane transporter activity. The transcript has 3 exons. The coding region runs from base 16 to 447 and encodes 143 amino acids. The record is from RefSeq and is a predicted model, not a curated record. Gene Ontology annotation, cellular component: membrane. Lineage: Eukaryota; Metazoa; Chordata; Actinopteri; Perciformes; Percidae.